Oncorhynchus kisutch (coho salmon) is the source of this 1723-nucleotide messenger RNA. Its product is annotated as Y-box-binding protein 2-A. Lineage: Eukaryota; Metazoa; Chordata; Actinopteri; Salmoniformes; Salmonidae. The transcript is spliced from 10 exons. The record is from RefSeq and is a predicted model, not a curated record. Gene Ontology annotation, molecular function: nucleic acid binding. The coding region runs from base 85 to 1137 and encodes 350 amino acids.
GUUGUCGGGAUAAAAAGUUUGCGGUGGCGGCCAGAGCGAAGUUUGGAGAGGGGGAUAUUGUUGUAAACGUGUAUCCGUGAGAGUAUGACCGACGCAGAAGCGCAGAGCGCCCCACCGUCGGCUCCGGUGGAAGAACAGCCACAACCGGAGAGAAAAAUUAUAGCCACCGCAGUCCAAGGCACCGUGAAAUGGUUCAACGUGCGCAACGGAUAUGGCUUUAUCAACAGAAACGACACCAAAGAGGAUGUCUUUGUUCAUCAGACUGCCAUCAAGAAGAACAACCCCAGGAAGUUCCUUCGCAGUGUUGGGGAUGGGGAGGUGGUAGAGUUUGACGUGGUCGAGGCCGCCAAGGUAGGCAAACCUCUCUCUCUCUCCCCCUCUCAGGGCUCGGAGGCAGCCAACGUGACAGGGCCUGGUGGUGUUCCCGUUAAAGGCAGUCGGUACGCGCCCACCAAACGCCGUUUCCGCCGGCGUUUGUCCUCUCGCAGCCCCAGGCCCGGUGACGAGAAGGGCGACGGCACCUCAGGCCCCACUUCGGAGCACGGAGGAGAGCACGACGGAGAGCGGCCCGGAGACAGGCCCCCACCGCGCCGGCGCAGGCCCCGCCGACCCAGACAGGAAGGGCAAGAGGGCGAGCCAGGUGAACAGGAGGGAGGCGCAGAAGGCGACCAGCAGAGGCCUCCACCGCGCAGGUUUAGGACCCAGUACCGCAGGCCAUUCCGUCCUCGCCCACCUCCCGGGGAGGUUCAGGCGGGUGCUGCCACCUCAAAGGGCCAGGUAGCAGAAGGGCAGGAGGUGGUGAAGGAGGCCCAGGAGGGCCAGCAGACAAACCGGGAGCAGGCCAACGAAGACGGCCAAAAGCCCCGCCGACAGUUCAGCCGCCGCAGGCAGAGGAACUCAGAGUCUAACUCUGUCUCUAAAGAUGGGACAGAGAAGCCUGAAAAGCUAGCCUCGGAACCUAGCACUCCCCUUCAGACAGCCAAGCCAGCCGACCCCAAAUCCUCCCCUAAAGGCUCCCCCAAAAUGUCCCCCAAAAUGUCCCCCAAGUCCUCCCCCAAAUCCUCCCCCAAAUCACCAGAGCCACCUGCCACGACAGUCCCGCAGACACAGAAUGACGCCCAUGAUGAGACUGUGUAACGUGACCCUAGACAAGAGGUUCCUAGGGAGGGUUAGCUGGGGGACCGAGCCCCUCUCACCACACCCACCACUGUGCACUACUCUCCAAUCCACCCCCCCUGUCCCAUCUUACUGCCCCCCCCCCCCCCUGACUUGUCUAGCUAGACACUGCAUAUGGGAGAAGGAUGGGAGAGAGGGAGUUGCGUGUAUUCAUAAAUGUUAAAAUACGCCUAGAAAGAUCUAGAGGAAAGAAAGUAUUUAAAAAUCUGCUUGGAUGCCCAGUUACUCCACAAACCCCCAGCUAGUUUACUUUAAUUGACUGAGAAUGGGCAUGAGCAGUAGAGGACCCAGCCGCUCUUUUAAGUUCGAUGAUGUGGAAAGCGAAGCGUGUGUGAGGGUAGUGGUCCAGGAGUUGCGACGAUAACCUUGCCACCCCCCUAGUUUCUAACAUGCUGCAGCCCACACCCUAUUUGGAAAAUCAAGGCCGGGGGUUGGUUUAAAAAAAAAAAUACGUUUUUGUUCUACUUAUUUUUGUAUGUGCUUUUCUUUUGGAGGGGAUUAUGUGCAAUGUCAGUAUCUAAAUGUCGAUAAAUGUUUGCAAAAACCA